Exophiala mesophila is the source of this 1754-nucleotide messenger RNA. Its product is annotated as tubulin alpha chain. The record is from RefSeq and is a predicted model, not a curated record. Gene Ontology annotation, biological process: nuclear division; mitotic cell cycle; nuclear migration by microtubule mediated pushing forces. Bases 142 to 1494 code for a protein of 450 amino acids. Gene Ontology annotation, molecular function: GTP binding; structural constituent of cytoskeleton. The transcript has 7 exons. Lineage: Eukaryota; Fungi; Ascomycota; Eurotiomycetes; Chaetothyriales; Herpotrichiellaceae. Gene Ontology annotation, cellular component: spindle; microtubule; cytoplasm.
AUCACCACCACCCCCUUGGACAGACCCUCUAUUGAACCUCGCCGUGCACUGGUCCAAAUCAUUGGGAUCCAUCGUCUCCAAUUGACCUUUCUCAUCCAUCAAACCUUCAUUUCUCACAUACACACAUUAGCCGUCAUCACCAUGAGAGAAGUCAUCAGUUUGAACAUUGGCCAGGCUGGCUGUCAGAUUGCCAACUCCUGCUGGGAGCUUUACUGUCUGGAACAUGGCAUUCAGCCUGAUGGAUUCCUCACAGAAGAGCGCAAAGCCGCCGACCCUGACCAGGGAUUCAGCACCUUUUUCUCCGAGACUGGCAAUGGCAAAUACGUCCCUCGCACCAUCUACGCCGACUUGGAACCCAACGUCGUUGAUGAAGUCCGCACUGGUACCUAUCGUUCCUUGUUCCACCCGGAACAAAUGAUCACCGGAAAAGAGGAUGCUUCCAACAACUAUGCCCGCGGUCACUACACCGUUGGUAAGGAGCUCAUCGAUCAAGUCCUUGAUAAGGUGCGUCGUGUGGCCGACAACUGCAGUGGUCUCCAGGGUUUCCUGGUUUUCCACUCGUUCGGUGGCGGCACUGGUUCCGGAUUCGGGGCCUUGGUCAUGGAGCGCCUCUCCGUCGACUACGGCAAAAAGUGCAAGCUCGAAUUUGUCGUCUACCCGGCCCCUCAGAAUGCCACCUCAGUUGUUGAGCCCUACAAUUCGAUCUUGACCACCCACACCACCUUGGAGCAUUCUGACUGCAGUUUCAUGGUCGACAAUGAGGCCAUCUAUGACAUCUGUCGCCGCAACCUAGGAAUCGAACGACCCAACUACGAGAACCUGAACCGACUGAUUGCUCAAGUCGUUUCAUCCAUUACUGCCUCGCUCCGAUUCGAUGGCUCGCUCAACGUCGACCUGGCAGAAUUCCAGACCAAUCUCGUCCCAUACCCCCGAAUCCAUUUCCCCCUGGUCGCCUAUGCUCCGAUCAUCUCAGCAGCAAAGUCGCAGCAUGAAGCCAACUCAGUCCACGAGAUCUCUAUGGCCUGCUUUGAACCUAACAACCAGAUGGUCAAGUGUGACCCUCGCAAUGGCAAAUAUAUGGCCACUUGCCUGCUGUACCGAGGUGAUGUCGUGCCACACGAUGUCCACGGCGCAGUUGCAACACUCAAGACCAAACGCACUAUUCAAUUCGUGGAUUGGUGCCCUACCGGAUUCAAGAUUGGUAUCUGCUACCAACCCCCUCAGAUGGUGCCAAAUGGAGACCUCUCCAAAGUCAACCGUGCCGUGUGCAUGCUCUCCAACACCACAGCAAUUGCUGAAGCUUGGUCUGCUCUAUCUCACAAGUUUGAUCUCAUGUACUCAAAGCGUGCCUUUGUCCACUGGUACGUGGGUGAAGGUAUGGAAGAAGGAGAAUUCUCAGAAGCACGUGAAGAUCUUGCUGCGUUGGAGCGUGACUACGAGGAGGUGGCUAGCGAUUCUCUCGAGGAAGGCGAUGGCUCCGAGAUUGAACACUGAGCACAAGUAGUGACUGUCGUCUGGCACAGUCUGUUGAUCGGUUGUGAUAGACGGCUCUCAGGGUUGGAAGAGCCAUCGCAAGGUGCAUCGGAGCCAGGAUUGUUUAUCGUGUAAUUCAUCAAAUUGCUCAAGCGUACAUUCUCUCGAGGAAGCAAAGUCUGCAGAUGAGGCUCAAGCGAAAGGUCAUUCAGUCAUGCAUAAGAGCCUCUAAAGCAUUGCUCCAGUGAAGCCAUUCCACCUGACAGUUGUAGUCAGGUGCC